AUGACAUUAGAUAAAGUAUUUGAUAGAAAAAUAGAAGAUGCACAACAUGAACUUAACAUACCAGAUGUCAAAAGAAAGCUACCACUUUUAUUGAAUUCAAUACUAUUCUUAAGAUGUAAUAAUAAUAAAAACUGUAACAUAAACGUUGAUUCCACAUCAUAUAAAUGGAUUAUAUCAUUACCUAUUGAUUAUAAAUAUAGAUUACAGAGUGCAUACAAUUGUGGGUUGGUUGCAUUAAGGUGUGCAGUUGAACACCUACUACAAAGACAAUUCUUAGAGAGCUCAGUAGAUUUAUUAAAGAUAGCGAUAGAUCGUGGCUAUUCAAAGGAAGGUGAGAUGUUCUCAGCGAAUGAUCUUUCAUCGGUUGCAAAUAGCUAUUUCAGUGGUUUGGUGGAAUCAUCUGUCAUUGAAAAUCCAACACCUAUCUCAAUACUUCGACACCUCUCUGCUAAUCUACCGAUUCUGAUACCUUAUGAUGCAGAAAAGAAUUGGCGACCUUCCAACCUCAAAGGUUACAGACCUCAUUGGGCUGUAAUAGUAGGUUUCAUCAUACCAACUUCAAAUAUCAAUAAUGAUAAUAACAACAGUGGUAUUAAUAAUAUCAAUAAUAUCAAUGUUAAAUGGAAUAGAAGUAAUAGUAGUGGUAGUAGUAACAACAAUCCAAUAUUGACGAUGAACUAUAUAAAUGAUAACAAUAGAAGAUCAUCAUCAUUAUCUGUAAAUGAACAUUUAAUAUUUAAUACAAUGAAUGAUGAUGAUGAUGGUAUAAAUGAAAAUCAAGAUAAUAGUAAUAAUAGUUUAGAAUCAGUUUCAAUUGAUUUAGAUGUAGAUGAUAUCUUUUUGAUUUGUCAACAUCCAAAAAGUAAGGUAAUGGCAUUGUGGGAGUACACAGUUCUUAGAGACUCGAAUUCAAAUUUAGAAACACCAGAUCCACAAAGACUUGCUGAGAAUAGAUGGAUCAUACCAGCUAGAUUAGAUAAUCUAAGGAACAAAUGGAUAUUUUUAUAUAUAACAUCAAAUAUUUUGUAUAACAUUUAUCAUCACUAUCUAUAUAAAGAUAAUUAUAAAAUAAAUUCAUACAAAACCAAUAAUGUUAAAAGUUUUCCACUAUAUCCAAUAUUGUCAAUCGGUAACUAUUGUCCAUAUGUAGCUUAUGGAACUAAAUCAAGAGUUGGAGAUCAAAAUGAUAUAAGAUUAAUUCUUGAUACUCAAAAUACAGCUACCUCAAUCGCAUCCGAAGUUUGCACAGCUGGAUGUCUUCAAAUGAAAGGUAUCUAUAAACCUGGAACCGGUUCAGUUAUUCAAGGUACUGCUCUGACUGGUGAAUAUAAUGAUGGAACUUCUUAUAUUGCUAAUCAAGUUUCAGAUAAAAUAUCACUUGAUAAUUCAACAUCGAAAAAUAAUUAUUUGUUUAAUACGAUUACGACUCAAUCUAAACCAUGGUCACAACCACAUUGUGAGGCAUCGGCUAUUAAAGCAACUGGAAUUCUUGGUCUUGGUUUCAAUCGUGAGGAAUCCGGUUACAUCACUCAGUACGCAGCGUUCAACAACGUAGAACAAGUAUUUGCUAUCAACCUCUGUAAAGCGAAUCCACGUAUUUGGAUGGGUGGUUUCGACACUCGAAUUGUUGACAAGGAGAUUGCCACUGCACCGAUGCAAGACACCACCUACAGUAUCAGCAUCAAGAAUGUCUAUGUCGGUGACCGUACUCUCUACCAAGUGAAAGAUUUCGUUUGGACCACAAGAAUCGAUACCCGUACGCCAUUCCUUCACGUGCCAUCGGCCGUCUUCCAUCAGACACUCCAGCUGCUCACCAGCAUCAAGACGUUCUCAAAGUUUUUCACCUCGCGUUUCUUCAUUGAAAAGAACUGUGUGCUCAAUCCAAUGGCUGGAAUGACCGACGAUGAAAUCAAUGAGUUGCUCCCAAAGUUCCGUAUUCAAUUCGCUUCCGACCGUGGAACUUCCUAUAUCGAGCUGAAUGCCGUACCGGGCUACUUGCUCAUCGAAGGACCAAAUGUAUGUCCGGGUAUGGUUGAAUCGCUCGACUAUAACAUGGUGUUGGGAACACCGCUCCUUCGUCAAUAUCUUGUUAUUUUCGAUCAAGAGAAUGCAAGAGUUGGAUUCGGUAAGGUCGACGACCACAAUUGUGACGUUGGAAAAUGGAGAAUUGGCGAGUGGUCCAACUGCACCCGGGAAGCUACAUGUUCAAUGCAACAUCGUAAUGUCACUUGCAUUUCACAGGCGUUCAACACCACCAUCAACGAAACACAAUGUCCUGGCUUUACACCACCCAGAGAGCGUAUCUGCACCAACACCACCAUCACCAAAAACGAUACUUGUCUCACCGACGAUCCACAAUGGGUCGUUGGUUCCACCUGGUCAGAGUGCGACCAAAUCUGUGGAUCCGGUGUACAGAAACGUCAGGUGUAUUGUGUCGACCAGUUUGGCGCGGUAACAAACGACACCAAGUGUCUGGACAAACAGCCGACCUCGCAGAAACUCUGUGCUGUCGAGCCGUGCAAGGAGGAAUACCAUUGGGAUGUCACAGAGUGGUACGGUUGCUCCAGUUCGUGUGGAGACGGAACGCAGCAGCUAGAGAAGAGAAAAAAAAGAGAGAUGUCAGGUUUAGUUGGAUCAGCAGCAGCAACAGUUGUAGGUGCAGGUAGAAAGAUUGUUAGUUUUCAAAUGCAUGGUGUCGAUAAGGCAUUGCCAUACAUUGCAAAGAGAGUAGCAUGGGCAGCCAAGCUGUCGGGUAUCAAAACCAGUGGACCAUUCCCAUUGCCAACCACCUCAAAGAAAUACACAGUCAAUAAAUCACCGCAUGUAGAUAAGCGUUCCAGAGAUCAAUAUGAAAUUCGUGUGAUGAAGCGUGUCGUACAGAUCGAUGCACCAAUCGAAGUUGCCGAUAAAUUCGUAAAGUUUGUCGAGACUAAACUCCCACCAAUUGCCUCCACUGUAGAUAUCAAGAUUGUCGAGAAGCGUUAUGCACCAGUCGAAGAAUUAUACUCUGGAAAGCGUGUUGCCUAA
Messenger RNA from Heterostelium album PN500, 3027 nucleotides. RefSeq names its product thrombospondin type I repeat-containing protein (gene adamts). Lineage: Eukaryota; Evosea; Eumycetozoa; Acytosteliales; Acytosteliaceae. The record is from RefSeq and is a predicted model, not a curated record. Bases 1 to 3027 code for a protein of 1008 amino acids. The transcript has 9 exons. Gene Ontology annotation, biological process: translation. Gene Ontology annotation, cellular component: ribosome. Gene Ontology annotation, molecular function: structural constituent of ribosome.